Aspergillus heteromorphus CBS 117.55 is the source of this 1859-nucleotide messenger RNA. RefSeq names its product Cgr1-domain-containing protein. The coding region runs from base 150 to 1859 and encodes 569 amino acids. The transcript is spliced from 7 exons. Lineage: Eukaryota; Fungi; Ascomycota; Eurotiomycetes; Eurotiales; Aspergillaceae. The record is from RefSeq and is a predicted model, not a curated record.
AUAACUUUUUCCUCAAAACUCGAAGGCCCCCAAAAAAGGCAGCGGAGGGCUAAGAGGAAUCCAUAUAUCAUCCGCUGCUAUCGCUUCUCUUUCUCCCCUUCCCUCUUACCAUCUGGCCAGCCUCCCUUCCUAACCGACCCUGCCCGACCAUGUCAUCCGCGUCUCCAGUCUCAGCACCUCCGACGGGCAUGCGGAAAAAUGGGAAAAACUGGCAUGAUACCAAAAAGCCGUUCCGGCCUACUGCGGGCAUGACCUCCUACGCUAAGCGGCUGGAAGCACGCAAGCACCAGGAAGCCGUGAAGGAACACGAGAGAGAGUUGAAGGAAGAAAAGGAGGCCGAACGCAAGGCGCAUAUCCAAAGAAUCAAGGAUCGUCGAGCCGCCAAGGAGGAAAAAGAACGCUAUGAGAAGAUGGCAGAGAAAAUGCACCGCAAGCGAGUCGAGCGCCUGAAGCGCCGGGAAAAGCGCAACAAGUUGCUCAACUCAAAUGCUUCGGAUCAAACAAUCCCUGCAAGUAGAGCAGAAACAGGAGCCAUUAGCAGGGGCAUCCAAGGAAUCGUUGGGGUUCUCCUAGUGAUGCUCCCCUAUCCGUCCAAGCAGCUGUCUGCCUGCCCGCCACCGGCCCAUGGCUCUGGAGCUACGAAAGUUCCCAGUUCCCAGCCACCCGGCGACAGCAACCCGGUUGCGAGAGAGGCCCAGGUUGGCAGCAUCCAACCCCAUUAUGGCCGCAAUUAUGACAAAGUGUCCCAACUGUCCGAUCCGCACACACUUGAUGUUAUUGGAGAGCAACCUCAAAAUCAUCUUUAUCUGGCCUUCGAUGUUCCCCGCUUAGAUCGUGUGAAGUCCUCCAAUUCACGUCCGAAGCACAAACACAAACACAGUAAAUCCAGCGACAGCCGUCUUCCGCGGAGGAUGAACAAUAUAACCUCGUCAGCCGGGGCCAGGGGUCUCCUACCAACAUGGACCGGCAGUAAAGAAAAGAACCACGAUGCAGAUGUUAGAGACAAAGGAGAUGGUGGGCUGUAUAGACCAAUGAUGCAGGAAGCAAGCUUGUCCCGCUGGGGUUCAGAGUCGACCGCGGCUUUGGACACAGGAAGAAGAAUGGGCGGUUUGCUCGAAGGAGCAGAUCCGAACAACAAUGUUGGACCGAUCCGGCGUCAUGAGAUUCGCUCGAUGAAAACGUUGGAACAGGUGAGGAGCAGGCGGAAACGAGGAGAAGAAUAUCUACGGUCUGCUUUGUCACGGGUCGGAUCUCUCGCAACGGACAUUACUCGUAGACUGGAUUAUACGUACUAUAAUCUCCUCGAGAAGAUUGCCGCGCUGAAUUCGACCAUAUCUUCUUUCCAAGAGCUUUCCAGCUCCACAGCUGCCUUGUUUGAUGACUUUCAACGGGAGACAUCGGGCCUAGACCAGGAGAUUCGAAAGCAAAUUGGAGAAUUGAAAGAGUUUCAUUCCCAACUGGAAAGGAUCAAGGCUUUGGAGGAACGUAUGAAAACAGGAAAAAUCAGGGCUGAUGCACUUGGAAAGAGACUGGAAGCAAUGCGUCAUGAAAUCGACCGAUGGGAUAAAAAGGAAAUGGAAUGGCAGUCAUGGGUUAAGCGGCGCCUUCGAAUCUUCUGGACCGUGGUUAUAUGUGGCCUCCUUACAGCCUUGCUUGCCGUCACUAUUCGGAACUGGCCCACUGUGGUGACACCAAACCAUCCCGAAACAUUUUCGCAAUCACUAAUUCUGGCCAACUCAUCACACACAUUACCCCCAAGCCUGAUCGCGAACAAGUUCCAGGCAGCCAGAGGGACAAGAGGACGCGAUACUCGCUUAACUAUUCUCAUUGUCAUAGCAAUGGCCAUCCUGGGCGGAUGA